Carassius auratus (goldfish) is the source of this 2558-nucleotide messenger RNA. RefSeq names its product serine/threonine-protein kinase pdik1l-B-like. Gene Ontology annotation, cellular component: nucleus; cytoplasm. Gene Ontology annotation, molecular function: ATP binding; protein kinase activity. The record is from RefSeq and is a predicted model, not a curated record. Lineage: Eukaryota; Metazoa; Chordata; Actinopteri; Cypriniformes; Cyprinidae. Gene Ontology annotation, biological process: negative regulation of G2/MI transition of meiotic cell cycle; protein phosphorylation.
CUACGGAAGUGUUAUUACGGAAAUGCUGUUUACGUUGUACGUUGCUAUGUUGUUGUUCAAGUUGUUAUAAUUACAAGUGUGUUGAGAUAGAUACGUUUUUAUAUUAUUAUAUUAAUUAUACUUGGAUCAAAAAACUUAGAGCAACGACACUUGCCGUUUGUUGCAGUUUAAUGGAACAAUAUAAUAAAACACUCAACACUUGAGAAGACCAGCGAAUCUCGCAUUUGAUUCAGUGAACAACAAAGGCUGCUAGGAUGGAUGAUAUCUAUACUUUGCAGCAGGAAGUGGGACGAGGCAGCUAUGGAGUGGUCUUCAAGGGACGUGUGACAGAGACUGGGUGGUGGGGCGAGAGGGGCGACACGGUGGCCAUUAAACGUCUACCAUGUUGUAACCCAGAGAGUAUAGAGCUUUACCUGCAGGAACUGUGGGCUAUGAGAAUCACAGCACGAAACCAUCCCAAUGUCAUCGCUCUAUACAACUGCCUCUUACAGACUGGACCUAGAACACUGCAACCCCUGAAAUCAGGGAGGCUUCCUUUGGAUUUAGUGGAGAGUGCUCUCAAAGGAAGAGUGGUGGACAAAGACACAAAAACCCUGAAGAAUCCCUCCAGGUCAAAGAGGAGGCUGAUGUCCACAGAGGAGGUUCCCCGGCGCUGCUUUGCCCUUUGGUUGGUGAUGGAGUACUGUGAAGGAGGGGAUUUGAGCCAGUACAUUCUCUCCAGGCCGCCAGAUGCUGAGUGCAACUAUGCAGUGGUUCAACAACUCGGCAGUGCCAUUGCAUUCCUGCACAGGCAUGGAAUAGUGCACCGUGAUAUAAAGCCAGAUAAUGUUCUUGUCCGUCUUACUAAAAAAGGACCGGUCAUGAAGGUGGCAGACUUUGGCCUCAGUAAGAUGGUGGACAACCCUACUGAUGGUGUCCAGAGUAGACUGGCUCUUUCCUCUACCUGUGGCUCAGACUUCUAUAUGGCUCCAGAAGUUUGGGCAGGUCGUAGUUAUACAGCCCAGGCUGACAUCUUCUCUCUGGGUGUGCUUUUCUGGGCUGUGCUGGAGAGAAUAACAUUUCUAGAGGAUGGCACCAAUCAAGAACAACUGGGUGCAUAUGUAAUGCGAGGCCGCUGGCUCAUCCCGUUAGGUGAGGCUCUGUGUCAGAAUCCCGACCUGCAGUUGAUCAUCCCUAUGAGGGCACGACGUGCUCCGCCACUGCCGCCACCUCCAAACCCUGCUAUGUGCGAGCUGCUGAUGGACAUGCUAGAUUCUGACCCCGACAUCCGGCCCACAGCAGACCAGCUGGAGAAGAGGGUCCGGCGUGCCAUGGAGGUCCACUGAUCUCAGAGCAGCAUACUAACAACCAGUCUCCUUUAUACACUGAAAAACUUGAAGAUGAAGCCAAAAAAAGAUAAAAUUGAGAUUUAUAGAUUUGUGUUAUUUGCUUUGAAUUUUCAUUUAGUCCCAUGUGUCUGUUACUGUGUGAUGCUUUAUGAAUUAUAAUUAGUAUAUAGGGCUGCAUGAUACACAUACAAAUAUCACAGAUUAAUAAACUGAUUUAUGCGUUUCAUGACUUGCGAUAAUGGAAUGAUUUUAAUACUUAUGAAAGUUCCCACACUUAAAGCAUUAUCAUACUGCCUUCAAUAUUGUGCAGCCCUAUUAGUGUAACUAAGCUUUUCCUCUAUUCUGUGAUGUUGUCAAUUUAAUUUUAGGUAUUUAUUGAGAAGUCAACGAAAGACAAAUAUAAAAUAAGUAAAACAAUACAAUACUCUGUUGAAAAACUUAUUUUCCCAGUCCAAGCUUGCUUUCUUAGAAUUUAACACCGCUUUCAUGCUUAUAAGAAUAGCCAGUCAGAAUCGGUUAUAGUUGUGUUGUCAGAAGCAGCAAGACACGAGAAACUGAGCAUUCAGAAUGGUCUCACCACAAAUCGCCACCUUGAAGCGACAGUGUAAUUAUAGAAAGUCAAAAUGACUGAAACCUUUGAAGUUUCAUAGCUGGUGGCGCAUGUUCAAUAUCAAGAUUGGAGGGGGAAUUAUUUUGUUUCCUGUAAUGUGUAUCUGUGAAAAAUGGCACAAGUAUCAAUCAUUCAGAUCGCCUGUUUUCAACUGACAGGAUUGUCAUGGUUUCUGUGGCUUUACUGGCCAGUCUCGUAGAUGGUUUUGUCUUUACAGGAUGCUUCAGAUAGUUUUCUGGUUGGGGAAAGUGCUCCAUCUUCCACAGGAAAUUAAAGUCCCCCAUUGUGAUUUAUAUAAAUGAUAUUUGGCUCAGUUUGUGUUCAAUACCUCUCAGGUCUAGAAAGUGAAAAACACUAAAUCAGCUGAUUUUGAAUUUAUUUUUUUUUUACAGAUCUCUGUGAUCAAGACUAAGCAGUUAACUGCGGUGUUGAGCUGAUGGAGGCCAAUAAUAAUGCCAAAGUUGAAUAUUAAUGACUUGCGAGAGUGUUCAAGGGUUUCAAAACCUUACAGCCUCACCGCAAUAACAUAAAGCGUCUGAGAAUCCUUCUAAGUGGAUCUCAUCUGUGACAUUUCCAUCUCUAGAGACACUUUGCCCUUUUCCCUCACGCUUCGCUGGUUU